This is a messenger RNA of Microtus ochrogaster (prairie vole), 817 nucleotides long. RefSeq names its product glutathione S-transferase-like. The record is from RefSeq and is a predicted model, not a curated record. Gene Ontology annotation, molecular function: glutathione transferase activity. Gene Ontology annotation, biological process: xenobiotic metabolic process; glutathione metabolic process. Lineage: Eukaryota; Metazoa; Chordata; Mammalia; Rodentia; Cricetidae.
AUGACUGGAAAGCCCAUGCUCCACUACUUCAAUGGAAGAGGAAGAAUGGAGUCCAUCCGGUGGCUCUUGGCAGCAGCUGGAGUGGAGUUUGAAGAAAAACUUUUUGAAAACCGUGAAGAAUUUGAGAAGUUAAUCCAAGGUGGAACCCUGAUGUAUGAACAAGUGCCCAUGGUUGAAAUGGAUGGAAUGAACUUGGUGCAAACAAGAGCCAUCUUAAGAUACAUAGCUGCGAAGUACGGCUUGUAUGGAAGAAACUUGGAAGAACAGGCCUGGAUUGAUAUGUACGUGGAAGGCCUCAGGGACCUGAGUGACAUGAUUAUGUUCCUUCCUCUCUCUCUGCCGGAGGAGAAGGAGAUGAAUCUUGACUACAUCCUCCAUCGAGCCACGACAAGAUUCUUUCCUGUUUAUGAGAAGGCACUAAGAGACAACAAGCAACAUUAUCUUGUGGGCAAUCGGCUGAGUUGGGCUGAUGUGCAACUCCUUGAAGUCAUCUUAAUGGUUGAAGAAUGCAAGCCGGGUGUUCUCUCAGGCUUCCCUGUCUUACAGGACUUCAAGGUCAGAACCAGCCAGAUACCCACAAUUAACAGAUUUCUCCAACCUGGAAGCCAGAGGAAGCCUCCAUUGGAUGAUGAGUCCCUUGGGACUGCGAAGGACAUAUUCAAAUUUGAACAAGGCAUGUUUCUUAAAAACAUGAGCACUAUAGUAGCUGAGUAUUAACAGACACAGAUGCCCAUGGAAGUCAGUGAACUUGUAUCAAUGCCCAGGAAAACAUCUUGGUGCUAUGUCUGUAAAGAGAUGAUGAGUGUGUAAGGAAAUA